AUGAAUAAUAAAAUAAGAACUGGAUAGGUUUUAAUUAACCCGAAGUAUGUUCCAGCAGUAAUGAAUCUUUAGCUAGCAUUUAACAAUGAUAAAAGCUAAGAAUAACUCUUAGGUUUAUUUUUAAAGAACAAUUUACUCACAACAGCUUGGAUUUAAAAAGACUACUCAAUGCUAACAAAAUUGGAUAAAAUUUAAUAAGAAUAAAUACAUCUCUCUAGCAUUUUAGAUCCUUUAAUAAAAGCUUUUAAGUACUCAAAUAAUCUAGAUUAAUAAUAAAAAAGCAAACUAUAAAUUUAAAGAAUUUUCUUGGGAUUUGAUUAUGAUGGCAUGCUAUAUUCCACGGGCUAUAAUUUAACUGAUUUAGAAAUAAAAGAGCUUUAAGAAUAAUCUAAUUUAAGUUACUAUUAAUUUGAUAUUAGGUAGUAAAAUUUCUAUUAAGAAGCCAUGAAAAGCGAGCUACCCAUUUCUGUUUAAUACAUGUCCCCAUCUAGCUAAAUGAUAAAUAAUUUAAAUAUUGGUCUGAUUUGUUAACAAUCAGGUUUAAAAAAGAAUAAUAUUGUUUUGUGCAAUGUUUACUAAGCUUAAGAUUAUGAGCUUUUAGGUUAAAAUAUGGGGAAAUCUAUGUAAUACUAUUAUAUGAUUGACCCAGAUGAAAUGAGAAUAAUUUAUCAUUCAGAUUCUAGUAUGAAUUCAUAAAAUAUAUAAUUAGACACCUAUUUAUAAUCAAAAUAUGAUUAACAAAUAUCAACAAAUUUAUUAAAUGUUAUCCAAAAUUAGGCUAAGCAAAAUCACAACUACUAGAAAUUAAAUUCUACUAGCAUCCGUGCAUUGAACGAUAGCUCUACAUAAUUUAUUUAUUAAUUUCAAGAUUAAAAUAGUAAUCCCUUAACUGUUAUAAUUAACUCCUUGUAUUUGGUAAGUAAAAAACCUUCAGAAAGAAAUUCAUUUUAUAAAUGCUAGAGCUUAUUGUUCAUAUAAGUAUUCAACCAAGGUAUUAUGGAAACAGCUAUCUAAGAUUAAUUUAAAUAGGUACGAUCAUAUAUGCUAUGGUAUGAAAUAGUUUUGUCUAUUAUAUUAGCUAUAGCUAUGAUCAUAUCAGUCAUUUUUUCUUUUAAAUUAAAAAACUAGUUUUAUUUACCAAUAAUUCACUUAACUAAAGUACUUAAAAAACUCUAUAAAUUUCUUAGCUGUGCAAAUAAUGCAAAUACAAGUGAUGAAGAAAUUAUUUAGCUAAUAGACGGUGAAAAUGCAUAAAACUUGUAUUUUAUGAGCAAAGAUACAGAAUUGCUAUAUAUUAGUUUUAGAGGUCUUUUUAAAACUUUAAAUACAACUAACAAUAAAUUACUUGAACUGACUGAUGAAAAUUAGUGCAAAUCUCUCAUGAAAUUAAUAAAUUAAUCACGAUAUUUUGAAAAAUUUGGUAAUAAUAGUGCUCUAGGAGUUUGCCAUAACAAUAUAGCUUGCAUUCAUAUGAAUUAAGGCAGAUUUUUAGAGGCUUUAUAACAUUUUUCCAUUUCAAUUAUUUAUGCCUAAUAUGAACUAGAUUUUUACAAAGACAAAGCAAAAACUGAAUAAGAAAGUCUCAUAGGCUAAUCUCCUCCUUCAUCUUUAUCUCCUAGAAGAACAUUUUAAAGAUAAAUAUCUUAUUUUGAUAAUUUGAGUAAAAAGAAAAGAUUGAUUAGAAGAAAGCAGCACAGCUUUAUAAUAAAAGAAAAUAAAAACAAUAUUAAUUAAGAAACAGAAACAAAUAAUGAAAGUGAAAAGUAAGAACUAUAAUAUUUGUAUUAAAAAUUAUUUAAUAGAAAGUAUAACUAUAUUAACACAUUAAUAUUGCUUAUACGAAGUUAAUCAGUGACUAAAUACACUCUGUCAUCGUUGCAUCUAACUCACUAAAACUAAACCUAUUGUAUUAAUUCUUGUUUUCUAAACGAGGUGGAUGAGCUUCUUUUAGAGCUUCUUAUAAUCGAACAGCAUCUAUAAAAGUCUGAUUCAAGAACUCUGUAAAUACUACUAACACGAGCUUAAGUUAAGCUAGAUUUGAAUUAGUAUGUCGAAGCAAAAAAAAUUAUAAAUUAAUGUAAGUAGCUAUUUUUAGAGACCUAGCAAAGUUUGAUGGCAGCUGUUGGUUUAGAAUCCGCUGCGAUAGACAAUUGUCCUUCCCCAACUCUUUUUACUCCUUAAAAAAAAAAUAAAUUAAAUCUAAAAGGACAGCUAAUUUUUCAGCAGCAAACAAGCAUAAAAUUAAAUACACCUAAAAAAACAUCAUCUUCAAACAAAGGAACUUCAUUCACAGAAGAAGUUAAUGAAAUAAAAUUAAAUACAGGAUAAAAAAUCAACCCAACUAUAAUGAAAAAGGGAAACCUCAAAAAAAAAUUUACUCUACAAAGAUAAGGUUCUAUUGAUAGAAGAGAAAUAGAUUGGAUGAUAAAUAAAUCCAAAAAAUAGCUUCAAGGAAAAGAGUCUACUUAAAGCAUAUUUUCUUCAAUGAAUGAACCUCGUAGAUUUAGCAGAUUGCUAUCAAAUAUUGGCUAGCAAGAAAAUACACAAGCCUAAAUCAACAAUUCUAAAUCUUUUUUAAAGAUAUCUGAAAUUGAGAUUGAAGAUAAAGAACCUAAAACACAAAUAGAUAAGAAUCCAUCAUUUAUGAAAACAGGUCUUGAUACUACUCCUAAAUAUAAUAGCUUUACUCAAUUGUAGAUGAACUAGAUAUAAAUUCAACAGCAAGACUCUUAAGCUCUUCUUAAUCCUUUAAAUUUAAACACUGGUUUAACAAUAUAAAACUCGAUCAAUAAUGAAUAACAAAAUAAAUAAAGCUCAUUUCGUACCAUAAUUGAGUAGCCUAGUGGGUAUUUUUCAACAAAUAAUAAUAACAAUAAUAAAGAGGAAUCAGUAACACAAACAUAAAUUGGUUAAAACACAAAUAAUGCAAAAUUUAAUUUAAAUAGUUAAUAUGAAAUUAAUUAAAUAAACAGCUUACAAAUUUGUAAUUCAUAAAGUUCUUCUUUAGAUAUUAAUAAUAAACCUAUUAUAAGAAAUUUAGAUGUCCCUAUACAUUUACCAAGGUAGAAGUAUCCUGAAUAAAAUACCUAAUUAAACAUUAGUCCAAGUAAUAAUUAUAGAAAUAACAAUAUUAAUUUUAAUUUAAUCUAGCAAGAGGAUAAAUAGAAUUAGAAUAAUUAUGCUAACAAUUAAUAAGCUGUUUAAAAUAAUCAUGCUGCUCCUGAAAAGAUAUCUAAAGUAAAAAGAUACAUUGAUGAUGAAAAAAUGAUUAGAUUUGAGUUUUUCCCUGAUAUUUUAAGGACUUAACUAGUCCUUAUAGAAGCAGAUUUACUUAUUUCUAAACAAAUGUUUAUUAAAGCUGCUGAAUUACUGACUAAAAAUAUAGAGUGCUCAUAAUUUUACACUUCUCACUUAAGAUCUCGACUUAUAGAAAAACUCACUUAUAUAUUUGAAAUAUUAAAUAUUGAGAGCGAGGAUUUAAAAUAAUUCCAUUAAUCAUUUAAUAUUAAUAUGUCCUUCAAAAUUGCUCUUAUAUCUGCUUCUUCAAAGUCUUCAAACCAAAAACGAACUUAUUUGUUUUGCAAAGACAUCCUUGAUGAGCUCAUGAAUAAUUAAAAUGAUAAAUUUGGACUAAUUGUAAAUAAUUCAUUUCUUCCUGUAUCACUAUAAGUGCCGUUGAUGAAGAUAAAUUAAAUAAAAUCCAACUUCCACUAAGUAAAGUUCCAUUUAAAACAAAUAUAUAGAGAAAUAUACAAACUUGAAAAUCCUGUUAAAAAAAUUUUCCAAAGAAGAAGUUGCAGAAAAGGAAGUAGUUUAAUAACAUAAAAAAUGCAAACAUAUCUUUAAAAUGAAAAUAAUUCAAUAAUAUGGAAAGUUUUCAAUUGUUUUAAAAAAUUAGGUUCCAAAAAAUCAAAAAAAGAAAACAUAUUUAGAUCAAAUUAAAUUAAAAAAAGUACUAUCAUUUAAAAUUAGUUGAACAAAAAUUAAAUAGAAAAUGAGAGCAUGGAUAUAAAUUUUAUAACUGAAAUUUAAUCAAAAAGUAGUUAAAAUAGUGAAUUUUGUGAAUCUAUUUAUAAUGAUGCUAUUGAUAAUCCAUAAAAAAGCUAAAUUGUAUAAAUAAACCAUUCAUAAAAUGGAAGUUUAUUCCAUUUGUAAGUGAAAUAAUCCAAAUUUAACCAAGAAAAUACAAAUAUUUCUUAUGUAAACUCAAAUUUAUACACUCCUCAAAUAUUAAAUUUGCAAAAGCCUCAGCGUUAGUUAAGCAUUUAUGAAAAUUAGAGAUUAGAAGCGAGUGAUGAUUUGACACUUAAAAAUAAAAGUCUUCUUUAUUCACCAAUAAAUAAAAAUUAUUUAAUUCAACCAUAUAACAGAAAUCCUUUUAGAAAAAAUUCUACUUCAAAAGCUGGAGAUAACUUAAUCGAAACAAAAUAAUCAAUAGAAUAAAUUUAGAUUGAAGAUGAAAAUUAUUCUCCGAAAAGCUUCUAAAACUAAUCUAUGAAUUAAAUAAACUCUAUUUCUAGCCCUCCUCAUAUACCACUUUUAAGUUUUAAUUUUAAAUCACCUGAAUUUAUUACAUAAAAUAUGUUACACUAUGCUUCGUAGCCUCUAAUAUAGCUAUAGCCAACUCCGAUUGAAAGUAAAACAUAAAAUCAUGGUCUAAUCUUUAAUCAAACAGUUUCUCCAAAGCUUUUGCAAAAUCGCUAUAAACUCUUUAGAAAUAAAUAAGAUAACUACAAUAGAAUUUUCCAUUUUUGUGUAAGAAAAUCAAUCAUAGAUAUUAUUUUAAGUGUCUUGUAAUUAAAUGAAAAAGAGUCAUAAAAAGAGAAAGAAUUUUGUGAAGAUGAGUAUUUUAACAAUACUUAAGUUAUAAUGUUCUUUUACAGCGAAGAUCGCCUAUUAUAAUAUCUCUAUAAUAAACGAGAUAAACCUAUUUAUCCUUUAAUCCACUCAGUCAAUUACCAAUACAGUUAGUAGAAUAAUAACUCUUCAAUUACUCUUUAAAGAAUUAUGUUUGGUUUAGAAAGUGAGGGCAUUUUAUUUCUAACAACAAGAAAUAGCAGUUUUUCAAAUAUUUCAAAUGCUUAUUAAUGCAAUAAGGGAGUAUUUAAUUUUGAUCCUAGAUGCUCAUAGUGGUUCAUUUAGUCUUAAAAUUAUGAUUCCUAAAUUUUAUUUUCACCAAAUUAUGCUAACGCUAAAGGGUAGUUUUCCAAUUUACUUUGUUAAAAGAUGAACUAAUUUAGCAAUUAAGAUGGAUUAGACAGAAUUCAUCAUGUUUAAUGUUUUAACUUGCUAAUUUAAAAUUUAAUCAAAUAUUUCUAAAAUUUUGCAAAAUCAACAAUAUAAAGUUAUAUUUUGGAUCCAAGAAGCAAUUAAGUUAUUUAUGAUUCUAGUCAGCCAUAUGAGUAUCCUUAAUAAACUAUUUAACAAAUAGAAUUGAAUUAUUUGUAAUCUCAGGAAAGUGCCUAAGUUUUUGAUUAAAUGCUUAGCAAAUAUAAUUAUUGGAUAUUAGAAUCUUUAAAUUACAGCAGCAACGAAUUGUUAACUAAAUUAACGGAAUAGGUAACAGUAUUUGAAUAUCAAAGGAAUUAAACUAACUCAAGUGUGAUAUUAAGUCCUAUUUUUAUUAUUGAUAAAAAACCUUAAUUUUUAAAUGUAAAAUAAGAGCAGAAAUCUAGAAUUGACAUAGAUAUAGCUUUUUUAUAAGUAAAUAUUAUAGCAGAUACUGUGCUAAAAUAGUAAUCUGAAGACAUGGUUGAGUUUUUUGAUUAAUUUUACUUCUACAACUGUAUUGCCCAAAUUAUUUUUGGAGUUGUUGUUAUUAUUUUUUAGAUUUACUACACUAUUAAAAUUCUUAUUCUUCUUAACAGUCCUAUAGAUCAUCUAAUCAAGAUCCUCAAAAGGAUUUAGAUUGACAUAAAAACUGAUUAGCUAUUUUCAUUGUUUGUUGACUUUUCACUUAAUUCAGAGGAUAUCUUUCUUUCUAAAGAAGCUUAUGAUCUUUUUAAAAGCUUCGAAUUAGUAUUUCAUAAUCUGACAUACACUUCUUGCAACUUUUUCAUUAGCGACUAAAACUAAACUUUGAUGGGUCUUUGCAGAAAAGUAUAGUUUUUUGAGUAAUUUGAAAAUUACAAUAUUGUGGGAAUAGCUCACAAUAAUAUAGGGUCAAUACUUAUGAGUCAGGGGCAUUACUUCCAAGCUUUAGAGCACUUUUCUUUAUCUAUAUUGUUUGCAUAAUGCGAAAUAAAGGAUUUUUGUCUCUAAUAUAAAUAAUCUUUAAGUUCUUAAAUAUUGACACAAUUUGGGUUUGAUCAUAGUCAAAAAAAAAAGUAAACGAUGAAUUAAAAGUAUAUUUAAUUUGAUAAAAGCAAUCCUUUAAAUAGUAUGCAGAGCUAUAAUCUGUCAAGUAUUUAUUAAAAAAAUACUCCAUACAUCACUAAAAGGUAAAAUUUCAAAAUUGAAAAAAAUAUUAUCAAACCUAAUCUUUCAGAUAAGAAUGAAACAGAUGAUUUCUGUUUAUCAUAAAUAUAAAGUAAUUAAGAAGAAAAUUAAUUUUUGCAUAUUUUAAAUGAAAUCAAUAAAGAAAGCAUAUAUGAAAAGCUUAAAAGUUAGUUUUUUAAGAAAAAAAAUAUUAGCUAAAAUGAUGUUGAGGACUUUAUCAAAAAUAGCUAUAGGUAUCCUUAUAAUUCAUAAAGAGAAGAUUUAUUAACCUAGAAGCAUAGAAUCUCAUUAAAAAAUGAAAACAGUGAUUAACAUUACAAAAGAUUAACUUAAGAAUGCUAUUGUUUUAUUGAUGAUGGGCAUUUAUAAUAAAGAUAUCAACUUCUUUUAAACAUUUAUUUCAGAAAAAGAAACUACAUUACUACUUUAAUUGCUUUUUAGGAAAGCCAAGAUGAAGAUAAAAAAUAUUAAUCACAAAAUUAAGAGCUUUAUAAAUAUAAUUUUUGGUAGGAAAUUAAAAGUCUCUUAAAAAAUAUUUUGUAUAUUCUCCCUUAUUUGCCUUUUGAGAAACAGCAUGAAAUUGAAAUCUUAACUCUUAUCUGCAAAUGCCAUGUUAAACUUAAUAAUCUCUAAAAAUGUGAAAUAAUUCUUAUGUACUGUGAUAAUUUAAAAUAGUCUCUCAAAAAAGAUAAUAAAAUAAUAAAUAAUGGAAAUGAUAAUUUUUUACUUAAAAAUAGAAAAAGUUGUUAUUAUAAAAACUAAAAUUAGUUAAAUGCUAAUACAAAUAAUUUGGAUUUCGUGAGUGCAUAAAAUAAAUAAACUAAUAAUUAAUCUAAAAUCUAUUUUAGCUCUAGAAUAGAAAAAAUGUAAUAAGAACUUUUCUAAGCCUCCACUUAACAAAAUAAAUCAUAAAAUAAUAAUUGUUUUAGUAAUAAUAUGAAAUCUGUAUCUGCUAACUCUUAAAUAUUCGAACACAGCUAAGCAAUAUCUUCAACGUAAAGACUUAAUAAUUAUUUAAAAAAUAAAAAUGAAGGAGAAAUCAAAAAUAUAACUUUAAAUGAAACUCACUUUUAAUUGCUAAAUGCUAAUCCUGAUAAUGAAAAUAAAAAUAUUUUUAAUUAUAAAUAUUAAAGCAAAUAACACAAAUAAUCAAAUAAGUCUUUUAAUACUUUAAUGUAAUAAAAAAUCGAAGCAUCAAGCUUCAUUUAAAGUUAAAAUUAAAACUAAAACCUAAAGGAUAAUAUGAUCGAGAAUGGUGAAAAAUAAAGUUCUUAAUGCAGAGAUUUAAAUGAAAAUUAUCUUAAUUUUUCAUAGCUCUAGUACAAGGAUUCUGAAUAAGAUUUAAAUUAAAAAAAUAUUAAUUUUUAAGCAGGUUUGAUUGACCAAUAUGAUAGUACCUAAAAAAUGCAAAAAAGCUUGUAAAUUGCAAGUACCUAUUAAGUUUUAAGAAAAAAAAACUAAACAACUUUUGAUAAAUAAUUCAAUUUAUUAUCUAAUAAUUUAUCAUGCGAUUCCCCAAGCGAAUCUUAAAACUUAUAAAUUCAGAGAAAUUAAUUCAAAAAAUAACGAUUAUCUCAAUCUUCAUACCUGAAAUAGAAUUAAGUUAGAUAAUUUCUAAAUAUCAUUUAAGAAAAAGAUUAAAAUUUUUAAAAUUUAAGAAAAUCUCUAACAAAUAUCCUUGAGAAAAGUAACACACCAAGUGAUUAAAAAAGUAUAUAACCUCAUAAAUAGUGCGUUAAUCAUUCAAAUUUAAAUCUUCUAUAAACUAAAUAAAAUAUAGAGCUAAUUUUGUAAAAUAUAAGGAAAAUAGAAUAAAUAGGAGCAGAUCAAGAAGAUAUUAUAUUUGAAUUAGACGAAGAUGUUUUAAAUUUUGAGAUAGAUAUAGCAAAUGUAGAAUUAUUAUCAAAAUAAAAAAAAUAUUAUUAAUCAGCUAUUAUUUUAACGAACUUGUUUGAAAAUUAAAAUUCAUAAAGAUCAACUUUGGAUUUAUAAAAUUUAGAAAAUUAAAAGCAAUCAGAAUACUUUAUAGACAUUUCAAAAAGAUAAUAAGAAGUUAAAUCAAAUAUAUAUAAUUAAUAAAAAAAGGACUUUACAUUUGAUAGAAUAUCUACUUUAAAAUCUUUAUACAGCAUACCAAACGAUUCUCCUAAUACCGAAAAAAAUCAUUAAGAAUCUUACAUUUUACCAGAAGAAAAAAGUGAUUUCAUACAAAAACCUAUUAGUACUACUCCAUUUCGUAAUAUACUUCAUAAGGAAUAAUAAUAAAUAAGAAAAUGUAUUUAUAAAGAAUAAAUAAAAAAUGAAAAAUGUGAUCUAAUUUAUUAAAAUAGUUAAAGAAGUAAUAUUUAAAAAUAAAAUCAAUUUGAAAAUGUAAAGAAAGAGUAAAAAAGAAACAAAUUAUCAAUAGAACAUUCUUUAUAAAUAAAUAGAGAUCCUAAUUUAGAUAACUUGUAUUAGUAGAAUUCUACUGAAAUAAAUUAACUAAAUAGUUAGGGUUAGUAACUCUUAUCUUAAAUUAAUAGAGUGGAUCCCUUAAUGAAAGCAAUAUUAUCAUUAAACUAAAAUGAUGGAUAUGAAGAGUAUAUUCCAAUUUAAAAUAUAUUUUUUGGUUUUUCUUUGGAAGGAUUAUUUUACUCUACAAGUCUCAAUUCUACUUUAAGUAUAGAGCCAAAUGAAAAAUGUCAUAAAGGGCUUUUUGUUUAUGAUCCUACUUGCCGCUAAUGGUUUAUAGAUGCUAUGAACUAGACAUCUUUAAGUCUGAAUUCUCCAAUAAUUUCAUUUGGUGAUCAAAUACCUUUUCCAUCAUAGCAAUCUUGCUAAAAGGUGAUGUACUUUAACUAAAAUACAUAAUAAGAAGAGAUAUCUCAUGUUUUAUGCAUUGAAUCUAAGAUAUCCCAAAUUAAAAAUUACUUUAAAAAUUUAGCAUAAUCUACUAAGUAACUGUACAUAAUAUCGCCAUCUUCUUAGAUUGUAAUUUUCGAUUCUUCUUAAACGAACUUAAAUUAAAAUUUAAGUUUCUAAACUCUUUAAUAAGCAGAAUUUAAUAAUUUAGAUCCAUAAAAUUCAGACUUUUAAUAAUUGCAACAAACACUAAAUAGUAAUUACAAAAAUUGGAUAUUUAGCUCCUUAGAUUAUUUAGAUAAUAAAAUUGUUAGUACUUUAGGGAAUUAAACUAUUUCGAUUCCUUGUACGCGAAACGGUACUAAAUAUCAAGCUAUCAUAGAUCCUAUUUUUAUUUUUGAUUAAAUUCCUUAUUAUAGUGGCAAUUUUUAGCAAAAAGGUUAGACCUUAGUAGAAGUAGCAUAUUUAUCAAUAAAUAUAAUAUCAGAUGAAGAACUUUUACAAUAUUAAUAGGAUAUAAUAUUCAUAUUGAAUAAUUACUUUUUAUAUGGAGGAGUUUUAGUGUUAAUUUUUACACUCAUUUCAGUUUUUAUUUCACUUUUCUACACAAUAUAAAUAAUAAACCUUAUUGAGGCCCCUAUAAACCAUUUGCUAAAAAUACUCAAAAGAGUCAAAAUCAAUACGAAUGAUCCUGAGUUAGGUUCAAUUAUUUCUAGCAAUUUGCUUAACGAAGAAGAAAUGUUCCUUUCUCAAGAAACAUAUGAACUCUAUAUGAGUUUUUAAUCGAUUUUUAAUAUCCUCCUCUUACAAUCUGAAAACGUAUAUAAAGAUAACUAAGCCAAAACAUUGAUUACAUUGUGUAAAAAUUUAGAUUUUCUUCUUAAAUUUUAAAAUUACUACGCUGUGGGCAUUACAUAUAAUAAUAUAGGAGUAUUUUUGCUUCACCAAUGCUAAUUUUUUCAUGCACUUGAAUGCUUUUAAAGUUCAGUGCAAUUUGCAAAGUACGAGAUCUAAAAAUUUUGUAAUUAAAAUCCAAGCUUAGCUUAAUCAUCAGGGUUAUAUAAAUACUGCUUUAACUUUUAGUUAAAUGAUAACAAUUCAAACCAACAAGAUUUGGUGAAAGACAUUCAAUAAACCUAAUAGGAAUAAACUAAUAUGAAUAAUUUGCAAAGAAAAUAAACAGAAUAUGAUAAAAAGAAAAGUAAUUCUAUUUUUUAAAGAGCUGACUAACAAUCUUCAGAUCAAAAUAAGAUCAACUCUCAAAAAAACUGUGCUUUAAAUUUGUCAGUAGAUUAGUAAUCAAAUAAACUGAAGUAAGAGAGCUCAUUUAAGCAUAAAAUAUGGAAAUCAAUAAAAGUGAUAUUUUACAAAAUAUUUAAAUGCAAAAAACCAAUCGAAAAUGAAAACAAAUAAGAAGAAAUAUAAAAUAAGGAUGAUUAAAAAGGGUAAAUAGAUGAAAAUUAUUAGUAAAUAUUUUAAUUAUAUACUACCUAUUUUUAUAGAAAAUAAAAUUAUAUAUUCACUUUAAUUGCCUAUCAAGAAAGUUUUGAAUUAGCAAAAUAAAAAUAAAAAACAUCAGAAUAAAAUCAAACUCCUUAACUUAAUCUAUGGCAUGAAAUAAAAGAUUUAAUUUAAGAAUUAAAAAUAAUUUCAUAGAAUCUACCAAUAAAAAUGUUUUUAGAAUCACCUAUUAAUAUUUUAACGUCUAAAUGUCACUUUAGAUUAAAUGAAUUUUCAAUAGCAUAAGAAAAAUUAAAUGAAUGCUAUACUCAAAUGGAUUAAUUAAAAAAAAAUUUAAUGACAAAUCUAUAAAAUUCUUCUAAAGAUAAAAAUAAUUCUCCGAAAGAUGUAAGAAAUUAGGAAAAUCUUUUUCUUAGUAGAGAAAUGAAUUAAACAAUAAAAAGUCCAUUAAGUAUUCCCCAGAAGAGGAUAACUUAAAUUAGGUAGAAUCAAACCUUAGUAAAUUAAAAUCUUAACUUAAAAUAAUCUUCAAAUUAACUUAGCAAUUUCAUAACCAAUAAUUAAAGCGAAUAAGAUUAUUAAACUUAAAAAAAAUAUUCAAAUUUUUAAAGAUAGAUAACAAAUAAAAACUUAGAAAGUAGUUAUCUCAAACAUGAACAAAAUGAUUUGAGCCCUCAAACAUAACAUUCUAAUAUUACUUUUUAGAAAGAUUGCUUGAUCGACUAUUCUUAAAUUUAUAAAGUUCCAAUUAGAGAGACUAAUCCUGCAUAGUAAGAAAGUUUUUUGGAUAGCUAAUCUUCUCCUUUAACCCAAAGAAGGCUAUACUAACUCUAAAAGUUUACCACUCCUUUAAAUUAUAAUUAAGUGACUAAUAGAUAGUUUUUGUAAAGGUAUAAAUCAAUGAAGAGUAACCUAUAAUCUAAAUAGAAUUAAUAAUUUGCUGGAUCAUUAGCUUAAAUUGAUGAUAAUUAAAAUAAAACAAGAAAUGUAUCAUUCUAAAUAAAUAAAGAGAAUAAUAAUUAAACUUUUAGCGAUGCGUUAUCAAAAUUAAAAGAGUAAGAUAUUGAAAAAUAGAACUCAAUUAAUUUUAAUUUAGAGUCAUAUUUUGUAUCGAAAUCAAAGGAAUAUUAAGAAAAUUUAGAUAAAAAGACAUCUUAAUUUUAGUUGUUCAUAUAAACUAUUGAGAUGACUAUUGGAUUUUAUUAAUCUGAAUUUUAUUUAUAAAAGAAAGAUUAUUUAAAUUCUGCUGAUUAACUUUCUAAAGUUUUCGAAAAUAAUUAAAGAAUACUUGCUCAUUUUCCUUACAGAAUAGUUAGCUACCUAAAGGAUAUAUUUAAUCACUACAAUAUUUUAUCUCCUUCCCUAAACCAAAUUUUAACUAGGCUACAUCAAAAUUAGCCAAUGCAUUUAUCAAUAAUAUUAGAUACAAAUGGUAAUAAUUAAACAGCUAUUUAAUCACUUAAAAUUAUAAGUGGUGUAUCCAAUGAUGUUUUGUAUAAAAACUAAGAUCAAUUAGCAAUUAAUAUUUUCAAUCAAUAAGAAGGUAUUUUAGAAAAAUACAUGGAAUUUAUGAAAGUAAGUUAAAUAAAAAGUUUAUUAAAUCUAAUAUUAUCUGAUAUAAAUUCUAUUAUUUCAAAAUUUGAAAGCCAAGAUGUAAUUUAGAUGGCAUCAGAAAUAUUAGAAAAAGAUAACGAUGAUAAAAAUUAACUAUUUUAAGGUAAUAGUAAUACUUUGAAGCAAUAAUAAUAGAACACUAAUGAAAAACCAAAUCAAGAUUAGCCAUUAUUUAGUAAUUUUUAAGAAAAGUUAAACCAAUAAAAUUAAACAGGAAUAUUUAAUAAUUAAUCUGACAAUAAUGUUUUACAAAGUUGUUCUAAUCAUUAAUAAUAUUUUCAAAAAGAAAAUUAAAAAUAUGACAUUUUUGAUUAAUCCUGUUAAUCAAAUUUAACUUUAAAUUAACAAGAUUCACAAAAUUUACAACAAAGCUAAAGUAAAAAAUACCAAAACUAUUUAAAAAAAAAGUAAAUGAAUCUUUUAGAUUAUUUAGGUGAUAACAAAGAUAAAAUUUUAACUAAUUUUAGAUAACAAAUUCAAGCUAAAGGAAAUUAAUAAGAUUCAUAAUUAAUGAUUUAAGCACCCAAAGAAGAAACUCGCAAUUAAGAUUCAUAUCUGAGUGACGUGUAAAUAGUAAAAUUAAAUUAUAUCUAAGGAGAUAUUGUAGAUUAAUCUAAAAUGGAUUCAUCCAAAGACGAAUUUUCAGAUUCAAAUAUAAAAUUAGAAGAACUUCCUUGUAAUUUGGAUAGUUCAUACUAGUGCAAAUCAUUAUAAAUUAUAGAUGAAAUAAUAUCUUAGAAAGAUUAAGAAACUAUUAAUAAAAUAAAUUAAAAAUUUCAUUUUUUAAUAAGAUAAACAAUAGCCUAACUAUAUUCCAAAUAAAUAUAAUUUGAGGAAAAAAAGUUUAAUGUCUUUAAAAAUAAUUUUAAAUAUUAAUAUUGCAAAUACAAACUGCUAAAUAAAUAAUAAAACGAUAUUUUUGAUUUUUAUCACAUUUUCUAGAUAAAAAAUUGCACUCAAUAAAGUAAUAAUAGAGUCAUUUUGUAUUCUACAAACAAAAUUCAAGUAUUGAAAAACAAUAUGUUUAACUAACUAUGCUUUACUCUAUUUUCUCAUGAUAUGCUAUUGGUUAUUUUUUCAUCAGAAAAAGGAUAAAAUUUUCUUGAGUAGGAGUAAGACUAAUGUUACAUUUUUCAAGAAAAAGUAAUAAUAAGAAUAUUUUAUUCUACUAACUUAUUGAUCAACUUUCUUUAAUCUUAAAGAAAUCAGUUUACAAAGAAAACUUAUACCAGCUAUCUACAACAUUUUUGA
Molecule: messenger RNA, 13605 nt
Organism: Tetrahymena thermophila SB210
Lineage: Eukaryota; Ciliophora; Oligohymenophorea; Hymenostomatida; Tetrahymenidae
Product: transmembrane protein, putative
Exons: 8
Molecular function (GO): protein binding
Source: RefSeq, a predicted model, not a curated record